Homalodisca vitripennis (glassy-winged sharpshooter) is the source of this 270-nucleotide messenger RNA. RefSeq names its product heterogeneous nuclear ribonucleoprotein A/B-like. The record is from RefSeq and is a predicted model, not a curated record. The coding region runs from base 1 to 270 and encodes 89 amino acids. Lineage: Eukaryota; Metazoa; Arthropoda; Insecta; Hemiptera; Cicadellidae. Gene Ontology annotation, molecular function: RNA binding. The transcript has a single exon.
AUGUCUGCGAAGAACUUUACAAGGCUUUUUAUCGGAAAUCUUCCCUGGACCGUUGGUCAUCAGGAAUUGAGGAAGUAUUUUAGAGAGUUUGGAAAGAUUGCGGCAGCAUCAGUUGUGGUUGAUAGAAAUACAGGAAUUUCCAAGGGUUACGGAUUCGUGACAUUUUUUAACAGUGAUUCCUAUGAGCGAAUAACCAACCAAAAGAGUCAUAAUAUAGACGGGUGGAAUCUCAUUAUCCAACGUUCCACCGGUACUCCUAAAAACUCUUAG